Arachis ipaensis is the source of this 621-nucleotide messenger RNA. Its product is annotated as Disease resistance-responsive (dirigent-like protein) family protein. The record is from RefSeq and is a predicted model, not a curated record. NCBI's taxonomy places the organism in Eukaryota, Viridiplantae, Streptophyta, Magnoliopsida, Fabales, Fabaceae.
AUGUUGCCACCAAGGUACAUAUUCUUCAUUGCAGUGUCUCUAGCAACAAUAGCAGUGAUCUUAUUAGCAUUGCUCUCACCAGUUUCCCACACCACCAACAAUCCAACAAAACCAUGGCUUGAUCUUUCAAUGUACAUCCAACAACAACAUCAACAUGUUGCUAGUACUGAAGAUCAAGCAUCUUCUUUAGGAGGAGCAUUCAUGUACCACGGUUUUCUCACUGAGGGACCAGAGAACACAUCAAGGGUAGUUGGAAAAGCACAGGGAUUCAUCAUAAUCCCUACAAGUAAUAACGUUGAACAGUUCCAGCAAUAUUAUUAUUAUGAUUCAUCUGCAUUCAAUGUCAUGUAUUUAACCUUUGACACUCCAGAACAUUCUGGAAGCUUAAGUGUUCAGGCUAAAGAAGAAGUAUCACCCCAGAAAAGUAAUAAUAAGGGUAGAAGAAGAGAAGAGUUAAGAGUUGUUGGAGGGACAGGUUCUUUUGCAUUUGCUCGUGGUAUUGCGGUAAUUUCUCAAACAGGUGGUGGGCAAUCUAGUCAUGAAAAUGGUGUUACUGCGUCCUAUCAUGUUAAACUUCAGCUUCAAUUUCCAAAGCAUAGUUCCAACAAGUUUUUACCAUGA